GCAAGACAAGGAGGCAUCUAUAAGACCCAGGAAUUGUUUUCUGUAGGCUUCUCAGAAACAAUAACAGCCAUGUCACAUGCAGUAAAAGUCAAGGUAAUUACAGUAUUAUUAUACCUUAUGCCCUUAUUUUAAAUACCCCUCCCACCUUCUGGCUGGAUAAAACCCUAUAUACUUCCACUUCUAAAUGUAUCUGAUGGAGGGAGCUUUGACUUUCAAAAGGCCUGGAAAUCUAGUUGGACUUUAAGGUGCUGCUGGACUUGCCUCUUGCUCUUAAUCUCCGACACGGGUGACAGGACCACGAUUGGUUCUGUUUCACGUGGGCCUUUGCUGGUGGGUGUGAGUGAGGAGGGCGCAGAAGUGAGACCUUCUGUUCCUUCCCCUUUGUUUUAUUUGAAACACAAGCUUCUCUUCAAGGCAGUUAAGUUGCUCGAAGUUGUUGGCUUGUGUGAAUGUUGCAGUGGCUCACUUUUCUGGGGUAGCUUUACUCACUUUAAAAGAGAGAGGUGGUGGUGGUGGUCCCAAAUCUCUACUGUUGUACUGAGAUGAACUGUUGGAUGUCUUCAAAAUGCACAUAUGGGAAGAACCGGAAACGCAGUCCUUCUGCUGGCACUGAAAGAUCUUAGCCAGUGGAUCAAAAGGCUUUUCUUGCCAUGUGGGUUUUUGAGUCCUCGGACUUAAAAGUCUAUGCUUCUUUCACAAGUAGGUGGAACUCUUGAGCCGAGUAGAUUUUCCUUUGAGUGGCAGGUGAGUCUGGUAGAAGGUAGUUUGUUACCCCAAGUAAGAUAUGCCCAUGCCCUCCUGGGAAUUGCCAGAGGGGCUUGUCUUGCACCCAGCUGGUGGUAAUACGUGCCUGGAAGGUGCUGCUGGCCACCUGCAGUGCCCCAUGGUGAGCAGACUGAAGUCCUGUCGUGUCUCAGCACCCUCUUCCCUGGGCCACUCCAGCUACUCAUUUGGACUUCUUUCCCCAGAUACCAGCCUUAGAGAUGGAUUUCAGAAGACAACCUCAUUUGUCUUUAGCAGCGCAAAGGCAAUGGGAUGCUGCAAAACCACAGAGACAAGCUCCUUCGUUGUAGAGAAUUGCCUGCUUUGUGCAUGUUGUAGUUUUCUUGUUGCGUUUACAUUUUUUGUCAUCUUGUGUAGUAACUGAUAAACAAGAUGGAUGAGAGAUUUCUUGCAUGCCAGGCCAUAAGAGGAAAGAUGUUUGUGUGAAGAUACUGCAUCUUCUCUGAGCCGCUGAGUCUGAUAUUCUGCGGAGAGUGCCUGCAGCCCUGCCUCCAAGUACCGUCUCCUCUCUGCCCGCUCUGCCGCAUGCCCUUUGACCCCAAGAAAGUGGAGAAGGCCUCCAGUGUGGACAAGCAACUCUCAUCCUACAAGGCCCCCUGCCGAGGCUGCGCCAAGAAGGUGACCCUAGCUAAAAUGCGGUCGCACGUCACAUCCUGUGCCAAGGUUCAGGAACAGAUGGCCAACUGUCCAAAGUUCGUUCCAGUCGUCCCAACUUCGCAGCCCAUUCCCAGCAAUAUCCCAAACCGAUCCACGUUUGUGUGCCCCUAUUGCGGAGCGCGGAACCUGGACCAGCAGGAGCUGGUAAAGCACUGCAUGGAAAACCACCGUAAUGACCCCAACAAAGUGGUCUGUCCUGUCUGCUCAGCCAUGCCUUGGGGCGACCCCAGCUAUAAGAGUGCCAACUUCCUCCAGCAUCUUCUCCAUCGACACAAGUUCUCCUACGACACGUUCGUGGAUUACAGCAUCGACGAAGAAGCGGCCCUGCAAGCAGCGCUGGCCCUUUCCCUCUCGGAGAACUGAAGGCUGCUGCCCAGCGGCAGCGUGGAACAAUGGCAGGGCCCUUCCCACAGGCCCCUUCCCUCCCAGCAGGGGGUCACAGCGCUCGUCCUUUCCUCAGCCUCAGGCUACCAGUAGGCAGCCCAUGUCCUCGGCUUCGAGCCUUCCUUCGUCUUUCAGAGCUGAGAGGUGAGCGAACCCACUGCGUUGGCCGGCUGGACAGGGGCAGCCCAGGAGUCGCCACACCACCCGGUCGGUGCUUUUGGGUGGAUGUUCCAUAUCUACAUACGGAGGGUAUAUUUUGUUAGGAUGCUUUUAACAAGACUUUUGCGCCAUCGGCCUGUGUUCCAUUUGCGGUUUACAUAGCAACAAUGCAUUUUGUGGAGAAGUAUCUAGAUUUCUUUCUUUUUUUAAUCAACUGUGUGUUAUCUCAUGUGGGUUUUUUAACUUUAAAAAAGAGCAUGGGACAUUGACAUUUUAUAAAAAUAAUUUCUGUGUCCUUGGCCCGCUGUUGGCCCAAGGCAAAGAGCAGUACCGGGAUAAACCCCUGGGUGGAGAUGCCGAUGGAGCAUUCCAGGGGGGAAAAAAAAACCUCCAAGAAGAGGACUGCGAGCUCUCUUCUCUUCCCCCGCUUUCCCCACCUGGCCUUGCUCAUUUUGUACUGGCUUUUGUGAUACUCUAGAAGUUCUUGCAGUUUUUUUUCUACAUCUCUCAACGUGAUAAUAUCCUUUUCACAUUUUAUAGAGAAAGAAAAACAAAGCAGUUAACUCUUGAUAUUGCAAUAUCCGUGUUUGACUAGGAACAAUAGUAUUUUUAUGGGACAUUAUUUUUUAAAGUAUAUUUUUUAAAGAAAAAAUAGCAUGGGUUCAAGAACUUCAGUAUGGUCAGGGGGGGUAUGCUGGGACCUGAAACAGGAGAGGAGAGGGCUUCCUUUAACACCCCACCGAUGGAACUCUGGUUGUGUUUUUAUUGUUUGGGGGUGGUUGUUUCCUUUCCCUUAAGGACAAAAGAAAGGUCUUUGUGGAACUGACUUUUUCUGAGAUUCUUUUUCUCCACCUAAUAAUUGUUUCUUUUUAGAAGCUAGAGAGAUGUGAGGCCAUUUCAGGUGGUCAUAUGCUCUGUUAGACCACUGCCACGAGGUGUGUUGUCCAGGUAUUACACCAUUGGGCCAGUGGCUCUUGAAUAGACUUGACAGGAAUAAAAACUGUGAAUAAGUUGC
This is a messenger RNA of Eublepharis macularius, 2998 nucleotides long. It is a transcript of the gene RNF166, whose product is annotated as ring finger protein 166. Gene Ontology annotation, biological process: ubiquitin-dependent protein catabolic process; protein polyubiquitination. Lineage: Eukaryota; Metazoa; Chordata; Lepidosauria; Squamata; Eublepharidae. The coding region runs from base 1309 to 1803 and encodes 164 amino acids. Gene Ontology annotation, molecular function: ubiquitin protein ligase activity. The transcript has 6 exons. The record is from RefSeq and is a predicted model, not a curated record.